Messenger RNA from Suillus paluster, 2163 nucleotides. Its product is annotated as pyridoxal phosphate-dependent transferase. Gene Ontology annotation, molecular function: pyridoxal phosphate binding; 5-aminolevulinate synthase activity. The transcript has 3 exons. NCBI's taxonomy places the organism in Eukaryota, Fungi, Basidiomycota, Agaricomycetes, Boletales, Suillaceae. Gene Ontology annotation, cellular component: mitochondrion. The record is from RefSeq and is a predicted model, not a curated record. Gene Ontology annotation, biological process: heme biosynthetic process. The coding region runs from base 1 to 2163 and encodes 720 amino acids.
AUGGAAAAGCUCUCUUCGCUAGCUCGUUUCAAGAGUUCCUGCCCGUUCUUGGGCGGGACGAAGACUUCCACCCUUCGCGCUCUCAGCAGCACCAUUUCCCCCAGGUUCCCCUCCAUCUCCCAGCUCACUGAGCGAGCCACGGGUUGCCCUAUCAUGGGUCCCGCUUUAGUGAUGCGCUCCACCCAGAUGGUCGCUGGUUACGCCAGCGUUGCUGGUCAGGCUGACGUCCAGAAAAUCCACCACAGUAAAGGUAUAUUCCCCGGCACCAGCGUUUCUGAGGCGGAUAUUGCCAAAUGCCCUCACGCUUCCGCUGCUCGGGCUGCUGCUCGCAUGGCGGAUGAUCUCGCUGCCGCCUCUGUCACUGCGAAGGCGCCAGAGGCCGGAAAGGAAGCCCCAAGCGCGGCCCAGAAGGCUGCUGCUGUCGGAAAGGAAGCCCCGAGCACUGCCCAGAAGGCUGCUGCUGCCGGAUGCCCUUUCCAUAAGGCUGCUGCUGCCACAGAAGAACAACCUGCGAAAGUGCCUGACGCGACAGAAAAACAGGCUACUUCUGCCACUUCAGGUGCUUAUAACUACGAUAAAUUCUAUGCGGCCGAACUCGACAAGAAGCACAAGGAUCAGUCCUAUCGCUACUUCAACAAUAUCAACCGACUCGCAACCAAAUUUCCGAUUGCGCACACUGCGAGUGUGAAGGAAGAAGUCCAAGUCUGGUGUGCUAACGACUAUCUGGGGAUGGGAAAUAAUCCCGUCGUACUUGAAACCAUGCAUCGCGCAUUGGACAAAUACGGCGCAGGCGCAGGGGGCACUAGGAACAUAGCCGGAAAUAGUGCUAUGCAUCUCAGUCUCGAGCGUGAGCUUGCGACCCUUCAUCGCAAGGAGUCUGCGCUCGUAUUUUCAUCUUGCUACGUUGCCAAUGAUGCGACCCUAUCUACCCUCGGUUCUAAACUUCCUGGUUGCGUCUACUUCUCAGACGCUUCCAACCACGCGUCCAUGAUACAGGGUAUUCGACACUCUGGAGCGAAGAAGGAGAUCUUCAAGCACAACGACCUCAAUGACCUGGAGGCCAAACUGCAGAAGUAUCCGAAGGACACCCCUAAGAUCAUCGCAUUUGAAAGCGUGUACUCGAUGUGCGGUAGCAUUGGGCCUAUCAAGGAGAUCUGUGAUCUGGCUAAGAAGUACGGCGCCUUGACUUUCCUUGACGAAGUUCACGCUGUCGGGCUUUAUGGACCCCGCGGUGCGGGCGUUGCCGAGCACCUUGACUGGGAAUCUCACCAGAUCGCCGGUCAGAGCCCCGAACCGAUCAAAGAUAGCGUUAUGGAUCGAAUUGACAUGAUUACUGGUACACUUGGCAAGGCAUACGGCACUGUUGGCGGAUACGUUGCCGGCUCUCGCGAUUUCAUCGACAUGAUUCGUUCAUACGCACCUGGUUUCAUUUUCACUACAUCACUGCCUCCCGCUACAGUCGCUGGUGCUCGAGCUUCCGUCAUUUACCAGAAGCACCAUGUUGGUGAUCGAGCAUUGAAGCAAAUCAAUGUUCGCACUGUCAAGGAACGUUUCGCUGCUUUAGACAUACCCGUCGUCCCCGGUCCUUCUCACAUUGUCCCGGUCUUGGUUGGUGAUGCUGGACUCGCAAAAGCAGCCAGCGACAAGCUUCUUCAUGAACACGGCAUAUACGUUCAGGCAAUCAAUUAUCCGACUGUUGCCGUGGGCGAAGAGCGUCUUCGGGUCACUGUCACUCCUCGUCAUACCGCAGAGCAGAUCGAUGGUUUGAUCGGUGCAAUGAACACAGUGUUCACGGACCUCGACAUUAACCGCAUCAGCGACUGGGCAAAGUUGGGUGGACGUGCCAACGUUGGCAUAGGAAAGGAAAACGUGGCUCCCAUCUGGAGCAAUGCUCAGAUCAACACCGCUGGACAACCACAGACAUUGCGAGAUGGGGAGGCGGCCGUGGUUGACGUUACCGCAAUUCAGGUGGUUCGAAAGAGUUUUGAGGACCUUUUGGGAGCUGUCGAGUUGAACGAGACGGAGAGGAAGGUGGAAGCUGCGUUGCUGACUGGAGCUGCUAAGCACGUUGCUGAAGCUCUGCCGAAGAAAGCGAAGGCAACACUAGCGCCCGUCAAUCCAGUUGAUGUGCCCGUCACGUCUACUGUCGCGGUUUCGGCUUGA